AUGGAAUCUUUGAAGGGUCGAUGGAAACGACUUAACGAAAACGACAACAAAUGGGUGGCUACACUCAGAGAAGCCAACGCCCAAAGGAGGAGUGGCAUGAGCGACCAGGAUGUUGAGAAUGAAGCUCAUCGCAUCUACAAAGGAGACGGAGGCAACGACUUUCAAGAUUUGAUAGUGUUUAAUGAAGAUGGUAGCAACUCAAAAAGGAUAAAGACUUCUGAAUCCGGCGAGUAUACUAUCUCUUCAAAUCUGGAAACUCCCACAUCUAGACAUUCAACUAGUUUCCGACUUAUAGGCAGAGACAAGGAAAAAAGAAAAGUAAAAGGCAAGGUAACACAAUCUGAUUCUAUUAAUGCACAAUGUGCUGCAGAUCUUCAUGCACUUAGGCUAGUUAAAGAUAAUGAGAACGAAAUAGCAAAGGUUCGACUGCAGAUAGAACGUGAAAAGCUGGAUAAGCCCUCUAUGAAGAUGUACCAAAAAAUAUUGAUUAAGUUGUUGGAGAAAGAGCACUUGUCCCCAGAAGAUCAAGACAUGAAACGCAAACUAACGGAGAUUCUGUUUGGAAAAUGA
Molecule: messenger RNA, 570 nt
Organism: Salvia splendens (bonfire salvia)
Lineage: Eukaryota; Viridiplantae; Streptophyta; Magnoliopsida; Lamiales; Lamiaceae
Exons: 2
Coding region: 1-570 (189 amino acids)
Source: RefSeq, a predicted model, not a curated record